Messenger RNA from Aspergillus terreus NIH2624, 954 nucleotides. RefSeq names its product aromatic ring-hydroxylating oxygenase subunit alpha. Gene Ontology annotation, molecular function: iron ion binding; 2 iron, 2 sulfur cluster binding. Lineage: Eukaryota; Fungi; Ascomycota; Eurotiomycetes; Eurotiales; Aspergillaceae. The transcript has 5 exons. The coding region runs from base 1 to 954 and encodes 317 amino acids. The record is from RefSeq and is a predicted model, not a curated record.
AUGUCUGAGCUUGCACGCACCCUUCCAGCUUCAUGGUAUCGCAGCCUCCCGCUGUAUCAGUUGGAGAGGAGAGCGGUCUUCCUGAAGUCCUGGUACCUCCUUGGGCCUGUGACGAGAUUUCAAAAUAUCGGGGAGAGAGUCGAGUAUGAGAUUGCCCAGCAGUCUAUCCUUGCCUAUCGAAGCUCAGGAGAUUCGAGCUUUCCUGGACCGGACGAGAUAUGCGUGAUCUGUGCAAAGACAGAGAGACCAUUACCCAAUCAUGUAACCCCGACAGGUCUCGUAUUUGCCGCUUUGUCCGAUGAAGCACCUACUUUUCACCAGUACUUUCCCGACCUAGAGCCGUUACUUGAGCGGGUGGAUUUCACCAAACGACCGUACAAGCGCAGCAUCAAAUACGAGGGUCGGUUCAAUUGGAAGACCAUGGUGGAUGGGUACCAAGAAUGCCUGCAUUGCCAGUAUACCCACCCCUCGUUCUCCAUCUACUAUCCGCCGACAUUCUACGAAGUGCACAACCACCAGAAUUUCUCGCAACAUAUUGCAGACCCAAUGAAGCCGGAUGACGGCUUGUUCCUUUAUUUCUUCCCAAAUUGCACUCUGAAUGUAUACGGUGGUGGAAUGUCAUCCUUCCGUGUCUGUCCGACCGAAGAUCCCAACGUUACCAGGAUGGAAUUCGACUACUAUCAUGUCGAAUCUGGGGAGAAGUUCGAGGAGUAUUACAAGUUUGUUCGACAAGUUGCUCUGGAGGACUACGAGCUCUGUGAAAAGGCUCAGGAUAACCUCACGAAAGGGGUAUAUAGUGAAGGGAUUCUGAACCCAUCCAAGGAGAACGGUGUCUCCUACCGUGUGUUUGAACUCGUAUGUGAACAGCACGCUGCAGAUAUACGGGGUCAAGAUCAGAGUCGUUCCAUGGACCUUGAAACUGUCGAGUCGGCGCAUGUUGAAGCAGCGGCAUAA